Molecule: messenger RNA, 1350 nt
Organism: Punica granatum (pomegranate)
Lineage: Eukaryota; Viridiplantae; Streptophyta; Magnoliopsida; Myrtales; Lythraceae
Source: RefSeq, a predicted model, not a curated record
GGACGUCCAUAUCCAUAAGACAAACGAAGGAACAGAGCUCCCUGCUGUCUCCGAUCUCUUCACUAUGCCACCUUCUCUCUACCUUCUCUCUCCUCCUCUCCGUUCUUCUCACCGCCUCUUCUUCCCCCUCUUCUGCUUCUUCUUCGUCUCUUCACUGAUCCUCUGUUCCCUCCCGGGCUCAGCCUCUUCCCCCUGCGAAAACCCGCCCGUCAUCUUCAACUUCGGCGACUCCAACUCGGACACGGGCGGCCUCGCCGCCGGGCUCGGUUUCCCGGUCAAUUCUCCCAACGGCCGCACCUUCUUCCACCGGUCCACCGGCAGGCUAUGUGAUGGACGCCUCGUGAUCGAUUUCCUCUGCCAAAGUUUGAACACGAGCUUCCUCACUCCGUAUCUAGACUCAUUAGCGAAUUCCAACUUUGCGAAUGGCGCGAACUUUGCCAUCGUUGGAUCCUCCACCCUCCCUAAAUAUGUUCCCUUCUCUUUGAACAUUCAGGUCAUGCAGUUUAUUCAUUUCAAGGCCCGCGCCCUUGAACUCGUUACUUCAGGGGCUAAAGGACUGAUCGGUGAUGCUGGAUUUCGAAAUGCUCUUUACAUGAUUGAUAUCGGGCAGAAUGAUAUGGCCGAUUCAUUCUCCAAAAACAUGUCAUAUGCUCAGGUCAUCAAAAGGAUACCCUCUGUCAUCACAGAAAUAAGGAAUGCAAUGACGACUCUGUAUGACCAAGGAGCUCGAAAAUUUUGGGUUCACAAUACCGGGCCAUUGGGUUGCCUCCCUCAGAAGCUUUCAUUAGCUCAAGAGAAGGAGCUUGAUCACUAUGGAUGCCUUUCGAGGUACAAUUCCGCUGCAAAAUUGUUCAAUGAGGGGCUGCUCCAUUUAUGCCAAGAGAUGAGACCUCAGUUGAAAGACGCUGCAAUAGUUUAUGUGGAUGUAUACACCAUCAAAUAUGAUCUCAUCGCAAACUCCACCAGCUAUGGUUUCUCGAGCCCGUUGGUGACUUGUUGCGGCAAUGGAGGACCCCCCUAUAAUUACAACAUCAGGUCAACCUGUGGCAAUCCUGGGAGCGAAGCAUGCCGCGAUGGGUCUCAGUUCCUAAGCUGGGAUGGAAUUCAUUACACCGAAGCCGCUAACGAGAUCAUCGCCUCAAAAAUACUGUCCAUGGAUCAUUCACAGCCCCGCACUCCGUUUGAUUUCUUUUGUCAAGGUUGAUUCAUUCAAUAAAUGGAAAGAUUAAAACCCAUUAAGUGUAUGAGUUUUGCUUAACUGCGAAUCAUAUAUGGGUUAUAUAGUUAUAAAGUUGAUAAAAUGUUCAAUGCCCUCUAAGGAGAGCUUUUAUGCACUCCACAGGUUCCCGA